Molecule: messenger RNA, 1675 nt
Organism: Hirundo rustica (Barn swallow)
Lineage: Eukaryota; Metazoa; Chordata; Aves; Passeriformes; Hirundinidae
Gene: CST7
Product: cystatin F
Exons: 5
Coding region: 94-558 (154 amino acids)
Biological process (GO): immune response; negative regulation of microglial cell activation; positive regulation of myelination
Cellular component (GO): lysosome; late endosome; endoplasmic reticulum
Molecular function (GO): cysteine-type endopeptidase inhibitor activity
Source: RefSeq, a predicted model, not a curated record
ACUGGUUUAUUCCACAGCACAAAAUUUCCCAAGGAAAAGUAACAGGAAGCAGGGCAGUUAUUCCUCUGGCUGUCAGGCUCCUCUUCUAAUGUGAUGGAGAUGGCAGAGAACUUCAUCUGCAGCUUCACUGCACUUUGCUGUUUGGCACUGUGGAGCUUCACCGGGACUUCAGGUGUUACAAAUGUACCACCACCCCAUGCAACCAUAAGACCUGGCUUCCCUGUCCCAGUGAACACCAACAACCCCAGGGUCUGCAAGGCCACUCGCUUUGGGGUCUACAGAUAUAACAACAGCUCCAAUGACCUCUUUCUGUUUAAGGAACCACAGAUAAAGAAAGCCAUGGUACAGAUUGUCAGAGGGUUGAAGUACAUGCUUCAUGUGGAAAUCAAACGCACCAUGUGUGAGAAGAGGUAUCACUCCAGCCUGGACAGCUGUCACUUUCAGAGGGAAAAAAACCUGCAAUGGAUGCUGAGAUGCUAUUUUGAGGUCUGGAUAACACCUUGGGCACACACAGUACAUAUCCCUGUUGCCCAUUGUCAGCAAGACUUUUCCCUAUGAAAGCCUGACUAACAGAGGAUCUCCCACCAUGAGUUUUUAUUUGUUUGGACUGCUGAGGUCAAUACUGAAGUGGGGAACAGCUGUACAGAACUGCCACAGAGCUUUUCUCUCAAGCACAUGGUUGUUUUUUCCUUGAGAAAGACACUCAAAAGACAAGACCUGCCUUGACUGAAUGUCUUGCUAUCUAGUUGUGUAUCUGUUUUUCCAAAACUAAACUGCACAUGAACAUGUGUUGUCAUUCAUUCACCAUCCAUCCUCUGGUCAGUUUCCAAGCACUCCCAGGAAGCUCUGUUGCACUUGUUUUGUGAUAAACCUUCACAAAGCCAUGAUGGAAAUUGGUCUAAACCACAGCACGUGUGAAUAUAACACUGAGGAAAGCUUUACAACAGUGGGAUGGUUUGCCUGGGUAUACACACACACACACACACACACAAGUUUUAAGAUUUUCCAGUGCCAGGGAAAUGGUCAGACACAUCUGCAGGAAGGCAAGAGGGAGAGCUGUUCUUUUUUUUAAGACAGAGGUAUAGAUGUCUUGAAACACAGACAGCUCAGAAAUUACACAGUCUAAUGAGUCCUUCCACUUUAAUCAAAAGGUAAGCUACACUGUAAAAGGGCAUUGCUGCAAAUGCCAAGGCAAAUAAAUCUAAUCAUAUUCCCAAAGUGUAAUUGUGAGGUUAAAAAGCAUAGUUCCAUUCACGUUAAUAUACAACAUUUAAUCUCUGCCAGACCACAGCUUAUAUUCAGGUUCAGUACAAUGAUGGUCUUCCCUAGGUGGGCAUCUACCUUUCCUUCAAGUCUUCACUCUUCACCCAUGGGCUAAUUAUUGCUUACAGUGGACUAAGGUCUCUAUUAGGAAGGAUUUGGAUAGCUGCUCCCUUAAAACAGACAUAAAAUCUAAGCCCAUGAUCAGUCAUAUAGACCACCACUUCAAAAUGGGCAGGGCCAUGAUCUAAGCCACAAAGAACACAUUUUUUCCCACAAAUACUCCUUUUCUGAGAGUUGUUGCCUUUCUACAGUAAUAAUAUAACUCCUAUUAGCAGUAAGACACCCACUUUCAGCCCUUAUAACAACCAUUCAGUGAAGAAAGGCCAGUGAAGGGCUCUAAGCCAAGGUCUGG